AUGACAGUCACCCUUCAUUGUCUAGCAGACGUGUGUCUCAUACCAAUUGGUACAGGUUCAGCCUCAGUUUCCGAUGAAGUCACAAUAAUCACCAAAUUAGCCCAGAAAUCACCAUUGGCGACCACUUUACAUUCAGCAGGCACGACGAUUGCUGGUCCAUGGAAUGAAGUGAUGGAUUUGAUUGGAUCGAUGCAUGAGGUGUUGCACAAGAGAGGCGUUGCUCGUAUACAGAGUGAUAUUAGAGUUGGGACUAGGGUUGAUAAACAUCAGACACCUCAAGAGAAGAUCGACGUGGUGGAGAGAAAGUUAAAGAGUACAUCGUCGCCAUGA
This is a messenger RNA of Lodderomyces theae, 330 nucleotides long. It is a transcript of the gene ECM15, whose product is annotated as Ecm15p. The coding region runs from base 1 to 330 and encodes 109 amino acids. The record is from RefSeq and is a predicted model, not a curated record. Lineage: Eukaryota; Fungi; Ascomycota; Pichiomycetes; Serinales; Debaryomycetaceae. Gene Ontology annotation, cellular component: cytosol. The transcript is spliced from 2 exons.